UUUACGCUGUCUAUGAAAAAUAAAAUCCCGGAGUGCAGACGAUUCAGACUGAUGAAUGCUUUGUUUUGAAUUACUUUGUGGGCUCUUUAAGAUUCAAGAGAACCAGUGUUUGGCUUAUUCGAUCGAAUCUUUUUUUAAAAACGAAGAAAAAUAUCUAAAGGAAUGAUGGUGGAGGGUUCUGCAUUUACUCGGAACGAUGUGUUUCAAAUGGCAAUACGUGUGGCUUUCGUAUCUGCUGUUACUUACUUCUCUAUCAAGUGGCUGGUUAAUCAGAUAGAUCCCACUUCGAAAAGCCGAAAGAAAGCAGAAGAAAAGGCGCGGGAACAGUUACGCAAGGUCUCUUGCAGAGCUGGCCUUGGCAGUAAGCACUCAGUGGUGUUUGACAAGUUGACUGACCAUGAAAUGAUCAUCGCUUCACAACUUGUGGUCCCAGAUGAGAUUAGCGUGAACUGGAAGGAUAUUGCGGGUCUUGACAAUUUAAUCAUGGAACUGCGUGAGACUGUCAUUUUGCCUAUUCAAAAGCGAGAGUUGUUUGCAGACAGUCGAUUAACUCAGCCACCAAAGGGAGUCCUUUUGCAUGGUCCUCCAGGUUGUGGAAAGACUUUAAUAGCAAAAGCGACAGCAAAGGAAGCAAACAUGAGUUUUAUUAACCUAGAUGUGUCAAUGUUAACUGACAAAUGGUACGGAGAGACACAAAAGCUAGCUGCUGCCGUCUUCAGCCUUGCUGUUAAGCUUCAACCGUGUAUUGUGUUUAUAGAUGAAAUCGAAUCUUUCCUGCGCACACGCAACUCUCACGAUCACGAAGCAACGGCAAUGAUGAAGACCCAGUUCAUGUCUCUUUGGGAUGGACUUAUCACUGACCCCUCUUGUACCGUUAUUAUUAUGGGAGCAACGAAUCGACCCCAAGACCUGGACAAGGCGAUCCAGCGGCGUAUGCCUGCCACUUUCCACGUACCCAUGCCCAACGAGUUCCAAAGGGAGAGGAUCCUGCAUUUGAUACUUCACAAGGAACCCGUUGCCCCUGAUAUCGAGUACAAGAAAUUAGCAGCCAGCUCCGAAGGCUUCUCGGGAUCUGAUCUCCACGAAGUGUGUCGUCAGGCGGCUGUCUAUCGUGUCAGGGAUUACGCCCGAGAGGAGAUGGCGAGGGAGAAGGAGUCUCAAGACAGCAGAAGCAGAAACAGUACGGAGUCAGAUGAAGAAUACACAGACGCGAUGCGUCCAAUCACGAUGGAGGACUUACGACAUUCCUUGGCCAAGCUGAAGGAGUCCAAGAUUCAGUGCGGGUCGCUGGCGCCAUCUAUGAGGAUAGAGCUGGACUAAUUGAGGCCACGGAAACCCUGGAAUUUUCCACGCUCGAAUGUUCCACGAAGAGAUUUUAGAAUGAUCGCGGAUGUUGUUCUGGAAUUUGAUGCCUAAAUCUUUGGUGUAUCUGGAAUCACGGCGAUUCCGUAAAGUUCCGCGAACAUUCUAAAAUCAUUAGCGUUUUGGGAUAUUCAAAAGCUUUUAGAUUAAUUUCGAAAUAUUCAAGAAUUUCCGCGAAAAUUUAGUGUCUAACGCUUCUGUAAAUUUCGCGAAGAUUCUGGAAAUUUCGAAAUCUGUAGAUUGUUAAUAGUUAAAUUGACAUGUUGACUUACGGCUUUUCGAAAGUUUUGGUUCUGGGACGAAUGUAUUUAUAUUUGCUUGUUUAUUUAAAAAUUCAACUAAAAAAAUAUCCACCAUAGUUUUUAUUUAGUUUUUAAAACUUAAGUUAUUUCAGGUCACGCAAGAUCCUUGAAUAGAUAUUUGUUGUCCAUAAUAUAAAUUUAAAUAAGGGCCUAAUAUUAUAUGAAAUACAAUAACUAUUUGACCAUAAUUGAUCCCCGAAGCUCUGGGUUUGAUUCUGAGAUAUGAAAACGCUGCUCGCUUAUCGAUCAGUGUUGACAUUUAAUUAGUGUAAUAUUUAAAAACUUUGACAUAAAUUAUUAGAUAGCUAGCUAGAAGUUUGUAAAGCCGAAAAUCACGGAUUUAUAACAAUUUUGCAAAUCUCUUUAAUCGGCAGCUGUAAAGCUGUACAGUUUUCAGGAUGAGUCAUUCACUUGAUCGGUCCAUCUGGUGAACGUGAUAUUUUGCCUUCUGUGUUGCCAUGUUCUCAUCUCAUCUCCUUCAAAUGUUGCAAUUAUUAAACGAUAUUAUAACUCAUAGUUAAAAACAACAAAAAUCUGAUAAAUGCAUUAGAAUCCAUGGUGGUAAUCAAUUGUAACUGUUUUUUUUUUAAUAAUUUAAAAUAAAGUUUUUUUUGUUGUAAUGGCCAACCUCUAUAACGGCUGAACGAUUUUUAAUUAUAAUAUCACUGAUAGGCCAUGUAUCAUUACUUUCGAUAGGAACGUCUUUUUUGUAUGUCUCAUCUUUUUGGUUGAUUAUGUUUUUUUGAAUUGGAAUAUAAGUUUGUGCUUAAAAGUCCAUUGAAGAAGUUUGUAAGCUACGAAGGUGACACUGCAGAGCACAUUAAAGUUUUGAAAGCUCGGAACAGCUUUUACUUCGUUAUUGCAAUGUAAUUGUUCAUUUGUUAUGCCCAAAAAUCCACUCAAAUAUGGUUUGUGAAGCUCUUUUAAAUUGGGUGGUGUCACUGCUUAUACAGGUUUUAUGUAGAUAAAUUGUAAAUAAAGGGAAAUAAAAGGUUGAGAAUG
Messenger RNA from Pieris brassicae (large cabbage white), 2666 nucleotides. RefSeq names its product outer mitochondrial transmembrane helix translocase-like (gene nmd). Gene Ontology annotation, cellular component: mitochondrial outer membrane. The transcript has 8 exons. Gene Ontology annotation, molecular function: ATP binding; ATP hydrolysis activity. Bases 163 to 1320 code for a protein of 385 amino acids. The record is from RefSeq and is a predicted model, not a curated record. Lineage: Eukaryota; Metazoa; Arthropoda; Insecta; Lepidoptera; Pieridae.